Thunnus maccoyii (southern bluefin tuna) is the source of this 2971-nucleotide messenger RNA. It is a transcript of the gene tmtops3b, whose product is annotated as teleost multiple tissue opsin 3b. Gene Ontology annotation, molecular function: G protein-coupled receptor activity. Lineage: Eukaryota; Metazoa; Chordata; Actinopteri; Scombriformes; Scombridae. Gene Ontology annotation, biological process: visual perception; G protein-coupled receptor signaling pathway. Bases 905 to 1966 code for a protein of 353 amino acids. The record is from RefSeq and is a predicted model, not a curated record. Gene Ontology annotation, cellular component: membrane; photoreceptor outer segment. The transcript has 5 exons.
ACAGACAGCAGCAGCCUGUGAAUGUUGAUGAUUGUCGUGUCUUCAGCAUCAAGCUGAGUGAGCUCUUGGCUCAUCCUCAUCAACCACAGCUUGUAUUAUUGAUAUGUUGGCUCAGUUAUUUAGGUCCCCAAUCUGGUCUAGAUUCAAGCAGAAUAGAAAAACAACAGAAUAAAGACACGUUCCUGAUAAAGUGACGGCCGUCUAGGGCAAAACAUCAACUUCUGCCUCUUUGAUUGUUUCAUUCUUCCUUUGUGGGAGUGUGUGCUCGGUCUCACUGAAGGUCAGUUUAUUUCUGUCGUAACUGUGAUUUAGGGUUUUCAUUAUAAACAAUGUUCUUUCUUUCUCUGCCGAGUAUUUUCGUUGGUCUUGUUUAGAUUCUGGGUUUGAAGAUAUUUAGGUAUAUCAGGAUAUUUUCACAAAAUGUGAAAAAGAUAAAUAACCUGCCUUCUUUUCAUUGCCUUCAAACUGUGUUAACUACAAUUAAUUGAUUAGUUUUAGGUGUAACUUCUCGCUGUUGGUGGUCGUUCUCUCUUUGUGCCAGUGUUUUCUUCUCUUUGAUGGACUCAGGUGUGAAAUUAUUCUGUUACAACUACAAGAUUAAGAGCCUCUCAGAUCCUUUAGGACAUGUGAAGUUGUUUAAAGACUGGAAGUGGGUCACAGGUGUGGAGACAGAGAGAGUCACCUCUCCCACCUGCUUCAUCAAUUCCUCCGGUGUAUUUAAACAUCUUGUGGUCAUGUUUUCUCCUCAGUGGGCUGAAUAAGUGAGUUUUCUGUGGAUCUCUGACACGCACAACCAGGUUUUGAUGUUGCCUGAAGUAAAAACCGUCGUUUUUUUCUUUGUUUUUUUAGGAAACCUCCAUUUUAUUUCUGGUUUAAACUAUUCCAGAGUGAUAACCAGGUUGCCAUGGUGACCCUCCUGCAGCCUAGCAACAACAUCAGCACCGUGUCGGACCCCGCCGGUGCGCUAAGCCGGGCGGGACACACCGCGGCGGCCGUGCUCCUCGGGUUCAUCCUGGUUCUGGGCUUCCUCGGUAACUUCACGGUCCUCGCUGUGUUCUCCCGGUUCCCCGGACUGCGGACUCCGGCCAACCUGCUGCUGAUCAACAUCAGCGUCAGCGACAUGCUCGUCUGUAUCUUCGGGACUCCAGUCAGCUUCGCGGCCAGCGUGCGCGGCAGGUGGCUGACCGGGACCUACGGGUGCCGGUGGUACGGUUUCUCCAACGCGCUUUGCGGUCUAGUGUCUCUGGUGUCUCUCUCUCUGCUGUCCUUUGAGCGGUACUUGGUCGUGAUCCACAGCACCCGAUCAGACUGCUCUCAGUACCGCAGGGCCAGGCUCGCUGUAGCGGCCUCCUGGUUCUACUCACUGGUCUGGACUCUGCCGCCACUGCUGGGCUGGAGCAGCUACGGGCCCGAAGGUCCCGGCACCACCUGCUCCGUCGAGUGGCACCGGCGCUCGGCCACAGCUCGCUCCUACAUCAGCUGUUUGUUCGUCUUCUGCCUGCUUCUGCCGCUGCUGCUCAUGUUCUUCUGCUACGGGAGGAUCCUGCUGGCUGUGCGAGGGGUGGCGAGACAGGUCACCAGGAUCAAACAGUCCUCUGCUGAACGGAGGGAAGGCCGUGUUCUUCUAAUGGUGGUCUCCAUGGUGACGGGCUACCUGUUGUGCUGGAUGCCAUACGGGAUUGUGGCGAUGCUCUCCUCCUUUGGACGGCCCGGUGUGGUGCCGCCUGCCGCCAGUUUAGUCCCGUCCCUGCUGGCAAAGACCAGCACCGUCCUCAACCCCGUCAUUUAUGUGCUGCUCAACAAGCAGUUCUGCAGGUGUUUCCUGUACAUGGUCAGGUGCGGCUCAGAUACCCCACCCACCCUGAUCCACCACAUGUUGCCUAGCAGCAGGGGGGCGUGGCCUCCAGCUACCAUCCCGCCAGCUGACAAACUAAACACAACACCUGCCACGAUCACAUCCAGGUGAAGCGGCCAGCCCUGAUGCUAGUGGCUCGCUGUGCAGCAUAGAGGUCAAAGGUCAUUUAAGUCAGUGAUAAAUAAAUAAAGGGUUCACUUUUUCUUGUUUUCAUUUUGAAACAAAGAAAGUUAGAAAAAAUCUAUACUGCAGAAAUUUUUUUAAUCUCCUAUUCUUUGAAUUUCUGUGUUGAUUUUACUUCUUUUGUUGAUAAAUCUGGUUGAAACCAAAUGUGAAACUACGAUCAUGAAGCUUAUUUCUGACUGUUUUUCACAGCGGCAGUCAGAUGUUACCUCAGUCAGUUGUUACACUGUGCAUCACAUGUAGCUCAUUUUGUUGUCUGAUCUUCAGAGCAUUUAAUUACACUUUAAACUACAUGUUAUAUUUUUCUUUUUUAACAGUCAGCAGCACGUUUUAUCUCAGAGUUUUAUUUGUCAGUUAUAUUAAAUGAUUUGUCAGGAGAUUUUUCUUAUUGUCAACAAAUCUCAUGUCCAGAGCUAAAACAACAGUGAAUCGAUCCUACUUACAAGUAUUGUGUUUGUAUCCAAAGCCUGAUAAAUCUUAUUCCUCUGUGCUGUAGACCUCCAUUGUUGUACAGAAAUGAUUAAAAACACAUCAAUGAGCCACACCGUUGCAGUGGACGACAUGUUGUUUCACCGGGAAAAGCUUAAGUACGGUGGAUUGUUGAGAAACGGCUCCAAAGACUAAUAACAGCAUUUUCAGUCUCAGGAGAGUAGUUCCUUGUACGGUAAACACCUCCUUUCUGUUUACAGAGGUUCAAUAGCUUGUUUUGCUACAUUUCACAACCUCUUGACUUUAUCUUGAAGUUCCCUGAGAAAUAUACAAUGUGGUACAAACAGAACCGCGUUCGCAUGCAUGCGCUGUGACGUCUGCCAUACAAGAAACUGCUCUUCAGAGACUGAAAAUGUGAUUGCUGUUGGUCUUUGGAGCCGUUUCUAAACAAACAAACAUAACUGUAAUCUUAGUGGUGAAGGAACCUGUCUCCCAGUGUAACAG